GAGACUAUUAGACUAUGGAUUGCGAAAGCUCUCAACUUCUCCCAUCGCUCCUCGUCGAUGAGUGGAGACUAUAGAUUGCGAAAGCUCUCUGUUUUCACUCUUUUGCUCUUAUCGCUACUCGUCGGCCAACGGGGCAAUGCCUCUUUGCGCUGUCUUUUCCUGCUCCCGCUCCCCAUCUAAUCCUUCCCAGCCUUCCCCGCCGGAGAAGCCCUGGCGCUCCUCUGCCUCCGCUAGCGGUGGCGGAAGCGGCGUCGCAGGCGUCCGGAUGCCCACUGCACCGUGGAUGACUUCUCCUCUGAUCCUCCCCGCAGAGCAAAUCCUCGACCUUUCGAAACCAAGAAAGAAGAAUCCAUCUGCGGAGGAAGACAACUUAUCCUACCGCUUCCUCACCUCCGGCGUCCGUGGCGGCCGGAGCCGCGAGGCCAUGCGGAAGAUACUCAAGAGUGUCUCCCUCCUCCGAAAGAUCCUUCCUUCAUUGCCUGAAGCAGAAUGUUCAAGCGAAGAGGUGUCGAUUGAUUUGGCGGUUCUGAAUGCGUUGGAUGGGAUUCCGGCGUCGGAGGUCGGCGAAGGCCCGAGGAGAAAAGCGCCGUGGGCGGCGGCAGAGGAGGAGAUGCUCGUAAUUCCGAGGCUGAAAAAGAAGCGGUUUUUUCCGAAGGCCGAGACUGUUCUGCCCGGGGCAGAACUGGAGAGGCUGAGGGGUGAAGCGAUGAAAAUGAGGAAAUGGGUCAGAGGAAAGAAGGCUGGAGUAACGCCGGAGGUGAUGAAGGGGAUCCGGAGGGCAUGGAGGAAGAGUGAGCUCGCCAUGGUUAAGAUUGUUGAUCCGCUGCGCCAAAAUAUGGUCCGGGCUCACGAGAUUGUUGAGACAAAAACUGGAGGUUUAGUUGUCUGGAGAAAGAAGGAUGUUAUUGUUGCCUAUAGAGGAGACAACUAUCAAAUGGGUACAAAGGCAUUCCCAUCUCCAACUCCUCCUCCUUAUGUGGAACCAUCUUCAUCAAAGUUCAAUAGUUCCCUCUCACCAAUAACAUUUAAUGGGAUCACAAAUGGAGCUAUUAUAUCAGUGAAUAAACAGGUAGUGAAUUCUUUCUCUAAGGAUAUGGAGUUGGAAUCACAAAGGGAUCAUGGGCUGGUCAAUUUCUCACUUUAUGAGAGGGAGGCAAACAGACUAUUGGACGGACUAGGUCCUCGAUUUAUUGAUUGGUGGCGCCGCAAGCCAUUACCUGUUGAUGCUGACUUGCUUCCAGAAAUUGUUCCUGGAUUUAUGACUCCGUUCCGCCGGUGUCCUCCCUAUGAAGGGAAAAGGCUGUCUAAUGAUGACUUGACCUACCUGAGGAAACUUGCUCGUCCAUUGCCUACUCACUUUGCCCUUAGUAAAAACACAAAACUUCAAGGUUUGGCUUGUGCAAUAAUGAAGCUGUGGGAGAAAAGUCUUAUAGCCAAAAUUGCCAUUAAAGUUGGAAUCCAAAAUACUAAUAGUGAGCAAAUGGCAUGGGAGUUAAAGCGUCUGACAGGCGGAGUUCUGAUAUUGAGAAACAAGUUCCUUAUUAUUUUAUUCCGUGGGAAAGAUUUUCUUCCCAGCAGAGUGGCCGGCUCAGUUCUUGAGAGAGAAGCCCAUGUCGAAGUUCAACAGUUGUUAGAAGAAAAAGCUCGUUCAAAAGCAGCAGAGUCGUUUCAUGUUACCAUUAUGUUAGAGACAGCCACAAGUAGCCUUGGAACUUACAGGGAGUUUCAAGACAUUAGAACCAACUACAUUCCUAGAAACAAUGUGGUUUGCAAGGGAGAGCUUGGAAUUGCAGCUGAGAUGGAAAACCUAAAGAAAACUCUACAAGAGCAGAAGCGCAGUCUCUUCAUUCUCAAAGCAAAGAUAGGAAAAUCAGAGAAGGUUUUGGCUAAGCUGAAUUCUUCUUGGAGUCCUUCUGAACUUUCUGCAGACAGAGAACUCCUUACAGAAGAGGAAAGAGAAUCAUUAAGAAAGAUAGGCAUGAAAAUGGAUAAAAUCUUGUUGUUAGGAAGGAGAGGAGUAUUUGAUGGUGUGAUUGGAAGCAUUCACCAGCAUUGGAAGCACAGAGAAGUCGUCAAGGUAAUCACAUUGCAGAAGGCAGUACAACAGAUAUCCCACACAGCUAGACUGCUUGAGAUAGAGAGUGGAGGAAUAGUUGUUGCAGUAGAAAAACAAGGAAGAGGUCAUGCCAUUAUUAUUUACCGUGGGAGAAAUUACAGAAGACCAUUAAACCUUUCACCUGAACAUCUACUGACAAAACGAGAGGCAUUUCAGCGAUCAAUUGAGCUUCAGAGACGAGGGUCAUUGAGAUUCUUUGCAAAGGAGAGGGAGCAGUAUAUAUGGGAGCUGGAAAGAAAACUGAGAGAGCUUGAGCAAAAGGCAAGAGGAUUCCAGACUGCUGAUACUGGGCAUCCAGAAGAUUUAAAUUAGAUGAUUUGAAGUUUGGGGAGUAUAAUAUGCCAUUAUUGAGAAUUUCUUUCAAUAGUUUUUAUUCAAUUGUAUAUUUCAAAUGAAAUGUGGAGGCACUAUGUUAUGUGUUUUCAGGUUAACUAAGGCUUCGUUUGGGUCAGCUUUCUUAUUGCUUUGUAAAGCUGCAUUUUAGUACAAAAUCUUCACUUUUUUACUAGAAAGCUGCUUUAAGAAGCAGUAAAAAAGCCGUCUGUGCGUCGGCAAAGAAAGAGAAGUCCUGGUGGCUCAGGCUAUGUGAUGCUUUUAAGUGGCAAGCAGAGAAGAGAGGUGCUAACACUUUGUAUUGUUGAUAUGAUGAUUGUGUGAUAAAAUUCAAUUUUGUACUUUAUGUUUUGGUGUAUUUUAUGUACUUUUGAGGAUGUAUUAAGCCACCAGAUUUUUAUCAUAUCAAUAUUUAUGGUAGUGGGCAUUUACAA
Messenger RNA from Dendrobium catenatum, 2883 nucleotides. Its product is annotated as chloroplastic group IIA intron splicing facilitator CRS1, chloroplastic. The record is from RefSeq and is a predicted model, not a curated record. Gene Ontology annotation, biological process: RNA splicing, via transesterification reactions. Gene Ontology annotation, molecular function: mRNA binding. The transcript is spliced from 8 exons. Lineage: Eukaryota; Viridiplantae; Streptophyta; Magnoliopsida; Asparagales; Orchidaceae. Bases 137 to 2428 code for a protein of 763 amino acids.